AUGGUAUCCUUUUCGUGUGAAGUGUGUAACGACACUGUUGUGAAGAAAAAGCUUGAUCAACAUAGCCAAAGAUGUUAUGGUGCAUAUUAUACUUGUAUCGAUUGUUCAACUACUUUUGAAGGUACAUCGUAUCGUCAACAUACCAGUUGUAUUUCAGAAGCUGAAAAAUAUGAAAAGGCUCUUUACAAGGGACCAAAGAAGCAACAGAAGAAACAACCUGAAGCACCAAAGAAGGUAGAAAUACAACCUGUUGAAUCUAAACCUGAAUCUAAAAAGGAAGUCACAUCCGACAAAGUUACUAAAACUAAAAAGUCCAAAUCUUCCAGUUCAACUUUAAGCAACUUGUUAUCAUCCAACAAGAAAGAAGGUUUAUAUAAAAUAGUGAAAAAGUUAUCAAAGGAGAGUUCAAAAGAUAUCAAGGAAAUCUUGAAGACUUUGAAGGUCACUAAAAGCGAAGAUGGUAAAAUUAUAAUAGAGUAG
Scheffersomyces amazonensis is the source of this 480-nucleotide messenger RNA. RefSeq lists its product as uncharacterized. NCBI's taxonomy places the organism in Eukaryota, Fungi, Ascomycota, Pichiomycetes, Serinales, Debaryomycetaceae. Gene Ontology annotation, biological process: negative regulation of transcription by RNA polymerase II; rRNA processing. The record is from RefSeq and is a predicted model, not a curated record. Bases 1 to 480 code for a protein of 159 amino acids. The transcript has a single exon. Gene Ontology annotation, molecular function: DNA binding. Gene Ontology annotation, cellular component: nucleolus.